Epinephelus moara (kelp grouper) is the source of this 4149-nucleotide messenger RNA. RefSeq names its product solute carrier family 12 member 2-like. Gene Ontology annotation, molecular function: sodium:potassium:chloride symporter activity; ammonium channel activity. The transcript has 26 exons. The coding region runs from base 441 to 3740 and encodes 1099 amino acids. Gene Ontology annotation, cellular component: membrane. The record is from RefSeq and is a predicted model, not a curated record. Gene Ontology annotation, biological process: chloride transmembrane transport; potassium ion homeostasis; potassium ion import across plasma membrane. NCBI's taxonomy places the organism in Eukaryota, Metazoa, Chordata, Actinopteri, Perciformes, Serranidae.
UAAACCGUUUGAGUCACCAUCUGAGGGGACGACACGCUCGCCAACUCGUGGACAGAUGGACAGAUAGAGACGGAGAAAGAGACACACAGAGAUAGACGGACAGAGAGAGACACAGAGUGAAGGAGAGGGGCAGUUGGUGUCCUUUACGCACAUUACGCACAGACCUUUGCCGUGCGUCCUGGCGCAUUCAGUGCUCGGAGGAGUAAAUGACUGUUUGUGUGUAACUUUUGUGUCUAAACGUUUGAUUUGAACUCCAGUCUUAUGACUUCUUCCUCUUCCUGUCUGCGUGUGUCCGCUGUGACUGCUUGGUAAUAAAUGCUGCGGCGCUGCUGCCUGGACUUCCCCGCGGUUUUGGAGCAGGUGUUUAUUUCACGGUAACCGUUUCUCUCUCGGCGCAUUAGUGACUCUUUGGACGGGUUUCAGCGUCUAUCCGGGCGGACAUGUCGGGACAGAAACCGUCCUUGAAGAGUGGCGGCUCCCCUCAGAGCCGCUUCAAGGUGGAUGUGGUGACAGAAGCAUCAUCCGCAGCGCCUGCCCCGGCCUCUGCUCCUGCCCCGGCCUCCACGGAUGGAUCCAAGCCGCCCGAGGAGGCCAAAGGCCGGUUCAGGGUGGUGGGGUUCCUGGAUACAGGGGCGCUGGGCAGCGCGAUGGACAUCGGGCUCCCGCCUGAUGUCUUCCACGAGCCGGACACAGCGAGGAGCGACUCGGUCAGCAUCCAUUCAACCGGCACGGGACACACGCACAUCUCCGACUCCCACUCCAACACCUACUACAUGAGGACCUUCGGACACAACACCAUAGACGCUGUGCCAAACAUCGACUUCUACCGGCAGACUGCCACCGGAGAGAAGCUGUUCAGACCGUCGCUGUCGGAGCUGCACGAUGAACUCGAUAAAGAGCCGUUUGAGGACGGUCUGGCCAAUGGAGAGGAGCCAACAGCGGCUGAGGAGGCUGCAGCGGCUUUGGCAGCAAAGGAGGCGAAAGGAGGAACUGUCAAGUUUGGUUGGGUCAAAGGAGUCUUGGUCCGUUGCAUGCUGAAUAUCUGGGGUGUGAUGCUUUUUAUCCGAAUGUCCUGGAUUGUUGGACAGGCUGGAAUCGGACUGACCAUUGCGAUCAUUCUCAUGGCCACUCUGGUCACCACCAUCACUGGUCUGUCUACCUCUGCUAUAGCAACCAACGGCUUCGUACGUGGAGGUGGAGCAUACUACCUGAUCUCCAGGAGUCUGGGACCAGAGUUCGGAGGUUCCAUUGGUCUCAUCUUUGCGUUCGCCAACGCCGUGGCUGUGGCCAUGUACGUCGUAGGCUUUGCAGAGACGGUCGUUGAGUUACUUAAUGAUGUUGAUGCUCUGAUGACUGAUGAGCUAAAUGACAUUCGUAUCGUUGGGACUCUGACCGUCAUCCUGCUGCUGGGAAUCUCUGUAGCUGGGAUGGAGUGGGAAGCCAAGGCUCAGAUUGUCCUCCUGGUGAUCCUGCUGGGAGCCAUCGCCAACUACUUCAUAGGAACCUUCAUGACAUCAGAGAGCAAAGAGCCCAAAGGAUUCUUCGGCUACCACUCUGCCAUCUUCUUAGAGAACCUGGGUCCAGACUUCAGAGACGAGGAGACAUUCUUCUCUGUGUUUGCCAUUUUCUUCCCAGCAGCCACCGGGAUCCUGGCUGGAGCCAACAUCUCCGGAGACCUCAUGGACCCUCAGUCAGCGAUCCCUAAAGGCACUCUACUGGCCAUCCUCAUCACAGGAAUCACCUAUGUGGCCGUCGCCAUCUCCACAGGCUCUUGCAUCGUCAGGGAUGCCACCGGCGACCACAAUGACACAGUGAGUGACACGGUUAACUGCACCGACGCCGCCUGCACGCUGGGCUACGACUUCUCCAUUUGCAAGGAGGGAGGCUGUCAGUACGGCCUGAUGAACGACUUCCAGGUGAUGAGUCUGGUGUCGGGCUUCGGGCCUCUGAUUACCGCAGGGAUUUUUUCAGCCACUCUGUCGUCGGCUCUGGCCUCACUCGUCAGCGCGCCCAAAGUCUUCCAGGCUCUGUGUAAGGACAACAUCUAUCCAGGACUGCAUGUGUUUGCAAAGGGUUAUGGGCGGAACAAUGAGCCUCUCCGUGGUUACGUCCUGACCUUUGGCAUCGGCCUCGCCUUCAUUCUCAUUGCGGAGUUGAACAUCAUCGCUCCCAUCAUCUCCAACUUCUUCCUGGCUUCGUACGCUCUCAUUAACUUCUCGGUGUUCCACGCCUCUCUGGCCAACUCUCCAGGGUGGCGUCCCAGCUUCAAGUACUACAACAUGUGGGUGUCUCUUGCGGGGGCGAUCCUGUGCUGCGUGGUGAUGUUUGUCAUUAAUUGGUGGGCAGCUCUGGUCACUCUGCUCAUCGUCCUCGCUCUCUACAUCUACGUCAGCUACAAGAAACCUGAUGUGAACUGGGGUUCGUCCACUCAGGCUCUGAUCUACAACCAGGCUCUGACUCACUGUAUGAACCUGACUGGAGUGGAGGACCACGUUAAAAACUUCAGGCCGCAGUGUUUGGUGAUGCUUGGUUAUCCCAGCUCUCGUCCUGCUCUGCUUCAGCUGGUUCACUCUUACACUAAGAAUGUCGGCCUCAUGGUCUGCGCUCACGUCAGGACCGUAACCCGUCGGCCGAACCUGAAGGAGGUGUCUCAGGAACACGCCCGCUGUCAGCGCUGGCUCAAUAAGAAACGCUUCAAGGCCUUUUACCAUCAUGUGUUCUCUGACAACCUGAGGCACGGGGCGCAGAUCCUCAUGCAGGCGGUCGGUUUGGGUCGUCUGAAGCCCAACACACUGGUCAUGGGUUUCAAGAACAACUGGAGUGAUGGAGACAUGAGAGAUGUGGAGAUUUACAUCAACAUGAUACACGAUGCGUUCGACCUGCAGUUUGGAGUGGUGAUCCUUCGCCUGCAGGGUGGACUGGACAUCUCUCACAUCCAGGGACAAGACGAGCUGCUGUCGUCCCACGAGAAGCCCCCAGUCAGCAGUAAGGAUGUGGUGGUUUCUGUCAGUUUGCCUAAAGAGUCAGACUCUGACUCCUGUCCCUCCAAAACAACCAGCAACCAGAGCAGCCCGCUCAUCAUGAGAGAGACCAAGUCUCCUCUGAGUCUGACUGACCAGCGUCUGCUGGAGAGCAGCCAGCAGUUCAAGAAGAAACAGGGCAAAGGAACCAUCGAUGUCUGGUGGCUGUUUGAUGAUGGAGGUCUGACUCUGUUGAUUCCCUUCCUGCUGACCAACAGGAGCAAGUGGGGCGACUGCAGGAUCCGAGUCUUCAUCGGCGGGAAGAUCAAUCGCAUCGACCACGACCGCCGAGCGAUGGCCACCCUUCUGAGCAGGUUCAGGAUCGACUUCUCUGACAUCAACGUCCUCGGAGACAUCAACACUAAACCCAAGAAACACAAUAAGCUCAGCUUCAAAGAGCUGAUCGAGCCGUACAGGCUCAAGGAAGACGACAUGGAGCAGGAGGCUGCAGAGACGCUGAAGGCCCAGGAGCCCUGGAGGAUCACUGACAAUGAACUGGAGCUCUACAAGGCCAAGAGCAACCGCCAGAUCCGACUGAAUGAGCUGCUCAAGGAACACUCCAGCAUGGCAAAGCUCAUCGUCAUGAGCAUGCCUCUGGCCAGGAAGGGCACGGUGUCGAGCGCCCUUUACAUGUGCUGGCUGGAAACUCUGUCCAAAGACCUCCCACCUCUGCUGCUGGUCCGAGGAAACCAACAGAGCGUCCUUACCUUCUACUCCUAACACACACACACACACACAGACACACAGACACAGACACACACACACACAUCCAUGGGGUGUGUUACAGUAUUGCAUCUCCUACAGCUUCACAAGAACAGAAAUAUGAUCACGCUUUAAGUGUCACAGAUCUGAAACUUUUGUUUCCAUUCAGCUUCAUUUCAGUAAAUGUCUGUCUCUUUAACCGAUUAAUAAACUCAGUCAACAUUUAGCCGGCUGUUUCUUUUAUCUUCAGUGAUAACCAGCUGUAUAUUCUCUGGCCUCUGAGUGUUUUUUUGUGAAUGAGAGUAACUACAGUAACUUAUUUUAAUGUUUAUUUAUAUUGAUAAAAUCAUGAUUUCAGAAUGUUUGCUGGUAUUCAGGUGACCUGUAAUUAUGAAGUGGUAUUGUUUCUCACUGGGAGGACAAACUG